UUUACGCGAUGGAGCGCACGUUUGAGAAAACUCUUUGCCUUGGAACUGCAAUUCCAUUUGCAGCGCUAAUAUUUAUGAUUUCUAUUCCUAACGCGAUGAUCCUCUUAACUCUGUACAAAAAUCCUCUUCGUUGCUUCAGGAAAACCUUCACGGUGUUUCUCGCGUUCAUAACGGCGACGGAUCUCUUUGUGGGAAGCGUGGUCUGCACUGCAGAAACCAUAACGCGAUUUUUGUGUUCUUUCAACGGAAAACACUUUCCGAGUGAAGGUGGCAUUCCCACACUCUUAGGGUAUAUUGGCAUCAACAGCUCCAUCCUUAUGGUAACUGCUAUGUCAGUGGAUCGAUUUGUAUCAGUAGUUUGCCCACACUUCUAUCUAAACAUGAUCAAACCGAAGAAACUUGUCUUGUGCAACUCAAUCAUUGUUAUUUUUUCUGCGAUUUUUGCCUGCCUCCAACUUGCUGGGAUUUCAAUGAAUGUGUAUAUUUCCAUAGAUAUACAUUUGCACACGACGCUUCCUCUAAUCACGACUAGUUUGUGGUAUCUAGGAAUAUUCUAUGCUUUGCGGAAGCGCGCACGAGUCGAUUUUCGAAGACGGGAGGCCAAUUCGACAAAUGCUUCUCUUUGCGACAUGCGAGCGAUAAAGCGUGCAAAAAGUGAACGAAAAUUUGUUACGACUUCGUUCUUAAUUUUGCUUUUCCUUAUCAUUUCCCUGGUUCCAUACUUUGCAUCGAUCCUUGCUGAGGCGAACUGUUCUAGUUGUCGAGGUCAGAAAUGGCUCAUCGUGCUGAAAGAAUCUUCAGUGGUGUUCUUAUUUCUAAAUUCCACCGUGAACCCGUUAUUGACAGCAUUUCGGAUCAACGAGUUGAAACAUUCCUUAACAAUUGUCAUCCGUGUGAAAAGACAGGAAGAUGUAAGCAGUCUUGGAAGUUCUAUCCUACAAAAAACAAUGAUGAACACAGCCCCCGUUUAACUGGCUAACUCUACAUUGUCCUUAAGGGUUCAUGAACGAAACAAUCAAAGGAACCCCAACCAGCCUUGUGGAUUCCAACCACAACGAGUUCUCAUUCCAUGGUUGUAUAAAUUACCAACUGUGCUAAAAACAGAAAACUCUUUAACAUGUUGUACCAUACACUAGGUUUAAAGCUAAUGCAGUUAAGUGUUCUAUAACCGCCGCGGUAAGGACCUCAGGCAAACUACGACGACGAUGGAAGGGAAAACUUGGCGAAACAAAAGCUUUUCAGGAGUAGAGCAGUAGCUCUGGGCGUGGUUUUUAAAGCUUUUUACUUUUACUGACCAUGCUUUACAAAAACAGCAACGUGAAAUGGCCAAAAUUUUCGGCGUUUCACUAUUUGGAAGUCAAUGCUGCUCACAAAUGCUACGCUUAGGCUGAGGAUCGUCGACAUCUGGCGCUGUUAGAGAUGGUAAACACAUUAAUCCAAUCGCGAAAUUCAUAAGAAAAGCAUUAAUUUAUUUUGCUUCCGCGACGAUGCUACCCUGUCUGUUUAAGGCUCUUAACGCCGAUUCUCUACCUAUUGCACUAUGCAGAACUCGAUUUGGCAGCGAGCAAGGCCAGGUGUAACUCAGUGACUCAAAGCGUAUAUGAUAAUUUGUUUCACCUGCUCGCGGGUCCGACUUUGCGAUUGAAUAUCACAUCGUGCAGAAUGCUAUUGUCUUUCGCGACUUGUAC
Stylophora pistillata is the source of this 1688-nucleotide messenger RNA. Its product is annotated as uracil nucleotide/cysteinyl leukotriene receptor-like. Gene Ontology annotation, molecular function: G protein-coupled receptor activity. NCBI's taxonomy places the organism in Eukaryota, Metazoa, Cnidaria, Anthozoa, Scleractinia, Pocilloporidae. Gene Ontology annotation, biological process: G protein-coupled receptor signaling pathway. The record is from RefSeq and is a predicted model, not a curated record. Gene Ontology annotation, cellular component: plasma membrane.